Molecule: messenger RNA, 5170 nt
Organism: Chara braunii
Lineage: Eukaryota; Viridiplantae; Streptophyta; Charophyceae; Charales; Characeae
Source: the annotation of a GenBank genome assembly
CCGCUGUAUAUGAUCAAGGAUCGAGUGCAAAAACUGCUCGAAUCCGUUGGGGAAUAUCGAAACCGGUUCUACAGAAUGUUCGUAAAAACUGAGCGAAGUGAGCAAGUCGAAAGAGAUUUGUUCAUUGACGGACUCUGCAGUCGAACGAUAAGGGCAAAGUUGCGAAAGCAAUUUUCCCCCAUCACUCAUACGCUACAACAAAUUAUGGCUGCUGCGGAAGAAAUGGAAUGGAAGUUCGCGGCGAACUUCCUGGAAGGAGAAGAUUACCCUAGAGACGGAGAUUCGACCGAGCUCGCUCAAGCCAGAGCAGAGCUGGCUGCUUUACAGAACAAAUUUGAAAAUAUGGGGUUCGUAUCAGGACUUGUCACCUAUAUGGAACAUAUAGGCCCCAAACGAGUAAUCCUAAGUGAGACUCCGAGCAUCUCUGCUCCUAUGUUGCCCCCGCCCGUCAGGACAUUACCCCCGCCACUGGUUGAGGCGCCUGUACGAUCAAACGAAUCGGCGACCAUUUUCGAACUAACCAAAACCUUGAUUAGCUUGAUCCAGGAAAGCAAAAAGGAGCAGCGAGAGCACAAUGCUCGGUUGGAAGCCAUGAUGAGGAACAUGCGACCCAUUGCGGUAUGUGCCCCUCCGAUGCAGCAAGGAUUAGCCCCGGCCCCUGCGCUCGGAGGAGUCGCAAAUAAUCUGAAUGUCUGUUACGCCUGUCAUCAACCAGGCCAUCUAGCCCGUGAUUGCCCCCACCGACCCCUGCAACAGCGAAUCGGGGUCGCACCUAUGGCUGCGACCCCCAUCGCCAACGGACCUGGACGAGUCGGAGCCCUGAUGGAAGAAGUAGAAAGUGGGGGAAGUGCCCUGGCCACCACGGAAGAGGCCGCCGAACUGAUCCCGCUAGAUCAAUAUGUGUCGCUGGGAUAUCCUGGGCUUGGAAUGAUCGGAACAAUCAGACCAGCACCAGAACCAAAAGAGGUGGCGGAGUGGCGACCGUCCCUAGGAGAAAUGGAGUCGGGAGGACCCACCUUCGUCACAGGGGAGAUUGAUGUAUUAAACAUCAUCCGAGCUUUGGACCAUCAGAUUCCCCUUCCGAUUGGUAGGAAAAACGACUUGAUCACGCUUUUUGAGAAAGAUCAGCUCGUUUCAGCUGACGAAGAAAGAAUUAAAACCGUGGGAAGAAUGACCAAUGUCGCUUUCCGAUUGGGUAAGGUGCAUGCUCUUGGGGAUGUCGUAGUACUAGAUGUCAAUAUGUAUGACGUUCUCUUCGGACUUCCCGCUCUUGUGGCGUUACGAGCAAACCUGGAUUUCGAACAACGAUCGAUCGUCCUCCGAAAUACAGGAGGAAAGCCUUACGCUGUGCCAAUGCGAUUGACCCUUCACACUACCAUUAACGCGAUUCCCCGGGUUUCGCCGAUGAUGGCAGGGACUCUCCGCAUGAUCUCCUGGGAGAAAUCCGUAGAAGAAGAGUCGUCAACAGAUGAUGCGGAAAGCAGUGACGAGGAUGAUCUGGAGAUCUUGAAAUUAGCACGACAACGCAAGGGGAACGAUGGUCGCGAACACGCCAUCGAGUACGCGUCACGAACCGUGCCGGACGAACGAAAGGACGACUCAGCACCUCAAGGCGAAUGCUAUGCAGUGGUCUGGGGAAUCCAGCACUUCCAUCCGUAUCUCUACGGACAGAAGUUUCGCCUCGUGACGGAUCACAAGCCUCUGCUAGCUUUGAAGAAGCUCACCAGCUACACGGGCAUGAUUGGCCGUUGGGCGGUGCGACUGCAAGAAUACGACUUCGAUAUCGUCCAUCGAAAGACGGAGCGACACGGCAACGCGGACGGGCUGACACGCCUGCAUCGACCUGCCAAGGUACCAAAGGAAUUUGUCGAGCUCUCGUUUUGCCUGCUACGAGUGGAUCUGAACUGGACGUGGGAAGGCGAUCAGAGGCCCGCGUCGGAGAUUGUGGAGUUGCUCGUCAUUCACGCGUGGAGGACCAACGUGGCGGGAGAUCUUCUGGGAUUUGUCUUUGGAGCAGUGGAUCGGGGAAACCGAUCACAGAUCGUGCGCGAACUUACGAUUGUGAUCGCGCGAUUAGCCGGCAAACUCCCUCUCGACAUCGUCUCUCAGAGCGACGAAGAACCCGUGUCACAUACCCUCGCAAGGACUCUCGCCCCGAGCCUCCAGUGGUCGGCUUGUAUCGAGGAGCGUUGGGCGGACGACCGUUUUCCCUCCCGUAGCGAGUACCUGGACGUCCACAGCCUGACUAAUCCCCGCUUCUUUUGGCAACCAACGGCGUUCAAGUGGGCGGCGCUGAGAGCAGAAGAGGAGGCCGAAGAGGAAUCGGACGGAGAAUUGAGGAGAGAGGCCGGGAAAGCAGCGGCCCGAUUGGCCGAGGACGAGGAAGAAGAGCGCGAAGCAGAAGAAGAGUCGGCGGAAGCUGAAGAAGAAGAAGAAGAAGAAGAAACAGAGGAGGAGACUUCGAAGAAAGAGGAAGAGGCCUAUAGCGAGUACAACGAGGGCGAGCAAAGUGAGGAGGACGACGAAGAUGACGAAGAAGUGGAAAGCAUGGACGACCAGGAGCCAACGCACGACGAGCUCGAGUGGGUGCCAGGACCGGAUCGGCGAUUGGAGAACCCGGAGGCUGCUGCGCAGCGCAAGAAAGAGAUCGCGGAAGGAAAGCGGCUGGCGAUCGAUCCCGCACCGAACGAUCCUUUCAAGGAUCCCGAGCCGCCCAAGCCGGAAUAUGGAGACCUUGCUGCCACGACCUCGGGAACUGCGACGACAAGGCGCCGAUCCCGAUCCCGAACCACGUCCCCCUCCGCCUCGGCCCUGGCCUUGGAGAAAAGCGAGUUCUUCUUGUCGGAGAUCUCAUUCUUGGGGUACAUCGUCACGGUCGAUGGACUAAAACCGGAUCCGAGGAAGGUGGCAGCAGUUCAAGAAGCCCCGGCGCCGGUCACACUCACCCAGGUUCGGGCUUUUCUAGGGUUGGCAUCCUAUUACCGACGCUUCAUCAAGGGGUUCGCUGGUGUAGCGAAGCCCCUAACAAACCUGCUGAAGAAAGAGGAGCAACUGAUUUGGACGCUGGAUUGUGAAGCGGCGUUUCAAGCGUUGAAGGAGGCUCUGACAUCUGCUCCUAUGUUGGUGCGUCCCGACCCGACAAGACCGUUCGCACUGUACACCGACUGGCAGCCGCAGGCGAUAUCGGCGGUGCUGACUCAGCACUGGGCGGACGGAAGGGAACACGUCAUUGAGUAUGCGUCCAAGACGCUGAGCCAGGCGCAGGCUAAUUACGAAGCGUGCAAAGGCGAAUGCCUGGCGGUGGUGUGGGGGAUUCAACAUUUCCGACCUUAUCUUUACGACCAGAAAUUCAUGCUGGUAACGGAUCAUCAGCCGCUGCUGUCCCUACGCAACAACACAGACUACACGGGGACGCUGGGAAGGAUGAACCAUCGCCAGCCGGAGCAUGAGCCCCUCAAGCAUUUUCAGACGCCGCUUGCAGAUCGCUUGUUGCGGCAUCAGUUCAAUGAGGAAAGGCAGUUGCGGUACGACAUUCAGCAGGUGAACGUGCCAACGCCCGGGGUUGCUGAUCUGGCGGCGUACUUGUUACUUUGCGAUCGGCUGACGUAUGCGGGGGUGUACGUGGACGUGACGCAGUUGCCUGGGCAGGAGACGACUCGAGUGUUCAUCGAGUUCCGCACGCUCCAGGUGGCACCCAACUUCGUACAUAGCGUCGCCACCUUUAUCGGCGACUUGACGAUCCUGCCACCACCGAGUCGGGAGCUGGCGCGAAGUUUUGUGCAUGAGUACGCGGUGCAGGCGGCCAGAUCGGUGGCCAGAGUGCAAGGACGGGGGGGACACCAAUUCAUAGCCCACGAAACGCUGCUGCGUAGGGCAGAGGAUGAACCGAUCGCGUUGGGCCCUUAUCCUAUGCGCGAGUUCUCGGAGUAUCUGGUGGAGCUAACUGACGUGGAACCGCUGCCCUUCGCAGACGAAGACGCGUGGGAGUUGCACCGUGCGCUGUACAAGUCGGUGGCGUUGGGGAUGUUCCGAUUCUUCAUGGAUCACGAAGACCACUGCAUCGGGGAGCACUUCGUCGUCUACUACGUCAUCACACGGCCCAAGCCGGCGCAGAAGGAGGGGACGGUGGCGCUGUACCCAUUCACCCAGCUCCAGACGAUCGAUCCGGGAUUGUUGGAGCUCAUACAUCUUGAGCUCCUCUCCAUUGCGCAAGUGAUCGCGAGCAAGGAAGAGGAGAUCCAGCCACGAUUGCGGACGGCGACGGCCCCGCGGAGAACUUACAACGCGGUUGUCAUCCCGGAUUACAUUGCGCAGCGCGCGGAGAGGUUGGAGGACUUCCCGGAGGAAAAGCUGUUGCGGCCUCCCUCGUUGUAUCCCCGACCGGCGCCACCCAAGGCCCCCAAGAAGACGCUGUCGGUGCGGAUACCCUUACAAGGGUACUCGCACGGUGUUUUCGCGGUUGACAAAGGUUUACUCUUUGGUCGAUUUGAUCCGGAACUUGGGUCAGUGUCAGCUCGAUCCUACAAGGAUCGUCUUCUGUUAUCCUUGAUAACAGUUCCUCCGAGCCGGACGGUCCAUCCGACAGAGGUGGAUUUCAUGGUGGAGCCCACCACCAUCAGGCUCGAGGCCAUCGCGGGGGCGCCGCGCCCUGAUCCGGCGUGGGAGCCAUAUCUGACACCCCCUUUUCAAGGGUGUAUUGCGGCGCGACUGGCUAGGACGCUCAUCUACGAAACCGGGCAGCGUCCCAAUGUGAUGUACCACUUCCUUGUCUUUGCGGCGCAGAAGCGGGAGCGGCGGCCUUACACCGAGACUCAUGUGGUGAUGACGGGUCCAGGGCCCCGAUCGGUGCGCAAGCGGGUGGUGCGAGCGGUGGCGGAUCUGGCGCCACGUGUCCUGUCUCAUGUGUCGGGGUCCUUCCUCUAUCCCUCGUUCGUCCAGCACAACUUCAAGGAGGAAGAUGCGCCGACUCCCGCGGCAAUGGCCGCUUUUCUUCCACCUAUUCCGCCCCCUCUCAAUCCUGACAUCGAUCACUUCCUCUGAUCACCCUCGUCCACCUCUCCCCGCUUCUCUCCUUCUCCUUCUCUUCAUCAUCUUCUUCCCCUAUGCCCAAAGUUUGCGCGUCGAGACGCGCUGUGCAUAAAAAAAUAAAAAAUAAAAAUAAAUUUACCGA